UUCCAAACAAAUCAAACCCCACUGCUACAAUGAAGAAUUCCAAAUGGGCCUUGCAGCUUUGCUUCAGCUUUACAUGUCUUGUUAUGUUCCCAUCUCAUUCCUUGGCUCAAGGAGGUGGUGAAAAUGGCUUUCCCCCUUGCUCACCAGCAGACAGGGCAGCCCUCCUCAGCUUCAAAGCCAGGAUCUCAAUGGACACCACAGGCAUCCUGUCCUCCUGGACUGGCCUUGACUGCUGUGGAGCUUGGGAGGGAAUAGAAUGCCAUCCCACAACAGGGAGGAUCAUUAGCUUGCAACUUGAAAGGCCUCAAGGUGAAGCUGGUAAAGCCCUUUUCAUGAGGGGCACUCUCUCCCCAUCUUUGGGUAGCCUCCAGUUCUUGGAAGUGAUGGUGAUCAGUGGAAUGAAGCAAAUUAGAGGUAUCAUUCCUGAGAACUUGUCAGGGUUGGCCCACCUCACCCAGCUUUACCUUGAGGGCAACAUGCUUCAAGGCCUUAUACCUUCAAACUUGGGGAGGUUAACCUCCCUGAAGGCCCUCUCACUGAGUGGGAACCAAUUGCAAGGCCAGUUGCCUCCAAGCCUGGGGUCUAUUGGUGGUCUGCUUCAAAUUAAUGUUGGGAGGAAUCUUCUAAUAGGUCCAGUACCACCCACUUAUAAAAAUCUUCAUGCUUUGCAAUCUCUAGAUCUCAGCUACAACUCUUUCUCUGGGGGAAUUCCUAGUUUUCUAGGCCAGCUUCAGAACGUGACCCUUUUGGACCUUUCCCACAACCAGUUCUCGGGAGGGAUACCCGUGUCUCUAUGUAGUUUGCCUAACGCCUUGGACAUCUCAUUGAGCUACAACAAGCUCACAGGUGAAAUCCCAAGCCAGAUUGAUAGGCUAAGGUCCCUCAAUACCCUGUCUCUAAGUAAUAAUCUUCUUACUGGCUCCGUUCCAGAGUCAGUUGCAAAGUUAGAAAAGCUAUGGUACCUUAAUCUUUCAAGAAACGGCUUCUCAGGUUCCCUACCAAGUGGACUAGCAAAUGGGUUACCUUCUCUUCUAUCCAUAGACCUGUCCUACAAUAGCUUGAAAUUGGGAGCCAUCCCACAUUGGGUAAAGAACAGAGGGCUCAGAGAUCUCCACCUAGCAGGCUGCAAUAUAAGGGGAGACCUUGCAACUUUUACACUGCCGGACUCCCUAAACUCCAUAGACCUCUCUGAGAAUUAUCUCACAGGGGGGAUUGACAAGUUCUUCACCAACAUGACAAGUUUGCAGGAAAUAAAACUCUCCAGCAACAUGCUUAGAUCCAACAUCUCAAGCAUUGUGCUGCCAGAUGGUCUCACCAUGCUUGACCUCCAUUCCAAUCAGUUCUAUGGGUCAGUUUCAGGUCUCCUAAAAAAUGGCAGUAACUUUUUACAAGUAUUGGAUCUCUCACACAACAAGAUCACAGGUGGGCUCCCUGAGUUCAGUGAAGGGAUGGAAUUGAAAUCACUUGAACUGUCAAUGAAUGGGAUCACAGGCCAAAUACCAAGCUCCAUUUCGAAGCUGACUAGCCUAGAGAGGCUGGAUCUUUCUAGGAAUCAAAUCAAAGGGAUAAUACCUGCAAGCAUGGGCCAAAUGGUGAGGCUGGAAUUGCUGGACCUGUCAAGCAAUGGUCUUACAGGGAGAAUACCAAUGAGUUUCACUACACUUGUGAACAUCAAGCAUGCAAGCUUCAGGGCUAAUAGAUUAUGUGGGCAGAUACCCCAAGCAAGGCCCUUCAACAUCUUUCCUGUUGUUGCUUAUGCACAUAAUCUAUGCCUCUGCGGCAAACCUCUGCCACCUUGCAAGAAGCUUUCAUAG
Elaeis guineensis (African oil palm) is the source of this 1814-nucleotide messenger RNA. RefSeq lists its product as uncharacterized. NCBI's taxonomy places the organism in Eukaryota, Viridiplantae, Streptophyta, Magnoliopsida, Arecales, Arecaceae. Gene Ontology annotation, molecular function: protein binding. The record is from RefSeq and is a predicted model, not a curated record.